Molecule: messenger RNA, 1803 nt
Organism: Gavialis gangeticus (Gharial)
Lineage: Eukaryota; Metazoa; Chordata; Crocodylia; Gavialidae
Gene: JAM2
Product: junctional adhesion molecule 2
Exons: 10
Coding region: 99-926 (275 amino acids)
Biological process (GO): leukocyte tethering or rolling
Cellular component (GO): tight junction; protein complex involved in cell adhesion; cell surface
Source: RefSeq, a predicted model, not a curated record
CUGAGGCGGGGGGUCCCGCCGCGCGGGAGCCCGAGCCCGGGGCAGCCGCCGCCUCAUUAGCAGCGCCCCGCGGCCGCAGAGCGGCUGUAGCCGGGAAGAUGGCGAGUCGCCCCUGCCUCCUGCUCCUGCUCGGCGCCUUGGGGGCUCUUAGCUAUCACAAUCGUAUGGCGUAUGGCAUCUCUGUCAGAACGGACAAUAAUCAUGUUCAAGCAGAAGAGUUUAAGGAGGCUAUUCUUAGCUGCCGACCCUCGGUUCCAAAGACUAUUACUCCAAGAAUAGAAUGGAAGAAAAGAGGAACUGGUGGAGUCUCAUUUGUCUACUAUAAUAGUGCGUUUACAGGUGACCUUAAAGGUCGAGCGGAAAUGUUGAAUAUCGGCAUUCGCAUUAGAAACGUGACCCGAAAGGAUUCUGGAGAAUACCGUUGUGAAGUUAGUGCACCAGGCAAACAGGCACAAGAUCUGGCAGAGGCUACCAUUACUCUCACAGUGUUGGUGGCUUCAGCUACUCCAACAUGUGAAGUGCCCAGCUCAGCAAUGAGUGGAACAGUAGUAGAACUGCGAUGCAAAGAAAAUGAAGGUUCUCCUGCUUCUGAGUACAAGUGGUUUAAGAAUGGUGUUGCUUUAGUGGAAACUUCAGGAACAGGCAGUGCAAAAGCAAACAUUACUUAUGUCCUAAAUAAAAAAUCUGGAACCCUGUUGUUUAACACCGUUUCAAAGACAGACACUGGAGAAUAUUAUUGUGAAGCCUUUAAUGGAGUUGGACUUCCCCAGAAGUGCUCUGUGAAGCGAAUGCAAGUGGACGACCUUAAUGUAAGCGGAAUCAUAGCUGCUGUAGUAAUUGUGUCUCUGAUAAUGGCAUUAUGCGGACUUGGGGUAUUUCACGCACAAAGAAAGGGUUACUUUUCAAAAGAAAGCUCUUCUGGGUAAGAAGAAUUCUGACCAUCCACCUACAGCAAGUGAAAAGAAUUUCAAGCACACCAAGUCUUUUGUUAUUUAGAAGAUUUCAGCCUCUGUGAGGGACACCAAAUUCCUACUUGUUAUACAAUACAUCAAAGGGAUUUUUAAACUCUAUUCUGCAAAUAUUUUUAUUUGUUCUUUUUGGGGUACAUACUGAAAAUAAAUGUUGGAAUAUUCAGGAUCAGAAGAUAGACUUUGUUGUGAAAAGUAUUCCAGCUGUGUUCAUGUUUGUUUUUUUUUAAAUAUCACUUUCUUUAAUUUAUGGAUAGCAGUAAGUGGAUUAUAAAGUAAAUCAUGUCUAUGAAAGCUGCUCUUCAUCCUCCUUACAUGCAUAUUUAGUAAAGAAAUUUCUUGCUAAGCCAGCAAUUCAGGAUCAUGAGCUCUACAGAUUCGUUUUUUCUAUGACCUUUUACUGGAGGCUACUCUAGUAGUGUCUUUCUUGUCUGCCCCUAAAAGGCAAUAUGAAGGGCUCCAAUUUUGCUGUUUAGUAGUACAGUGUUCCAUGUUUACUAGUGCCUUAACUUUUUCUAACCUAUUUGACAGGAAGUCAGUGAACAAGUACUCUGAAACUGCUCAGGAAUGAACUUGGGCUGUCCUAAGUAUUGUUUACCUUCUGUGUAAUAGAAAGCUUCUAACCACUGUUAUGCUGUAUAACAAGUGUUAAUAUUUGUAGCUCCUUUUUCUACUGGAAGGUAUAAAGAUUUGUUAAGCUUUCUCUUUGCUACAGAUUUGUAUGUGUACAUUGCACUGUGAUGGAAAGUGGUGCCAACAAAACUAACGCAGCAUUAUUGCCUGGAUUUUGUUAGAACAGUAUUAAGAAAUAAAUGGCCCAUAGUGUCUGACAUGA